Messenger RNA from Porites lobata, 909 nucleotides. NCBI's taxonomy places the organism in Eukaryota, Metazoa, Cnidaria, Anthozoa, Scleractinia, Poritidae. The record is from the annotation of a GenBank genome assembly.
AUGACAUUAACAAAAGUCUUAAGACUGACCCUUGAGGCUCUUAUUAGCUUGUUCGGAGUCGUUGGCAACAUUUUGGUAGUGAUUGUGAUAAGUCAUCUUGGAAAGAGAAAAAGACCAGGGGACUACUAUUUGCAAAAUUUAGCCAUAGCAGACCUUGGUACACUAAUAAUGACUUCUCCUCUCCUCAUUAUUAGAUUGGAAAUGCCUUUGAACUGGCCAUUUGGCGAGAUUGCCUGUCUCUACUUUUACCCUGUUGCGGAGAUUUUCUACGGUUCAUCUGUGUGGUGCAUAGCGGUUAUCGCAAUUGAACGCUAUCGGAAAAUGUCUUCAAUUGAAAUUUAUGGUCGAAACAUAACGCCGAUACAGAUAGCAAAACGUAUUGCCGCUGUUGUGUGGGUGAUAUCAUUUUUAACAUUAUGCUUUCCACUCUACUUCGUGGUUGAUUAUCAAGCCCUUUCGAAUAGGGGUCAGUUUUGCGGUCCGAUAAGAUGGACACAUUUCUUAGAGACAGUAUAUAUAAUCUGCCUUAUUCUGCUGACCUAUGUCAUACCUCUCGCUAUUAUAUCAUUUAGCUACAUCGAGAUAUCUCGUGUGCUGAGGCAGAGCAUUAAUAUGACCAGACCGAUGAAACAGGCACACCACUUGGCUAAGUCACAGAGCGACAAACGCGAUUAUCUGGUCAAUCUAAGCGGCGUUCGCCUGAGACAAAACAUUCGAGCGAAGAAAAUUCUGAGUCCACUUGUUGUGAUAUUCGCGAUGACAAUGCUUCCUUUAAACGUCUUUCGUCUGACGAUGGUUUUUUGGCCAGAAUUCUCCGAGCAAAUAUACUUUGCACAUUUACUACAUGCGGUGGUAGUUUCCACGAUAAUUAACUCGGCGGCAAAUCCUGUGAUCUAUUCUGUAGUUAGC